Hemibagrus wyckioides is the source of this 2089-nucleotide messenger RNA. It is a transcript of the gene mgat2, whose product is annotated as alpha-1,6-mannosyl-glycoprotein 2-beta-N-acetylglucosaminyltransferase. The coding region runs from base 607 to 1947 and encodes 446 amino acids. NCBI's taxonomy places the organism in Eukaryota, Metazoa, Chordata, Actinopteri, Siluriformes, Bagridae. Gene Ontology annotation, biological process: protein N-linked glycosylation; oligosaccharide biosynthetic process. The record is from RefSeq and is a predicted model, not a curated record. Gene Ontology annotation, cellular component: Golgi membrane; Golgi stack. The transcript is spliced from 2 exons. Gene Ontology annotation, molecular function: alpha-1,6-mannosylglycoprotein 2-beta-N-acetylglucosaminyltransferase activity.
CCUCGCUAAAGCAUAGCGAUGGCAUUGCACAUCUGCCAACUAGACUAUUAAUGCUAGUUAUGUUAUUAGCUCGCUAAUGUUCUCUGACACGUCGUGGUAUCGCUGUCGGUUAUAGUGUACACAGGCUACAGCUGAAUAAUACAGCUUAUUACGGGAUUCGUGUUUGCGAUGUAAUGUUGGAUUGGCAGCUGGACUAUUUAACGUCGGCUAAAUGUAAUUCAGCCAGUUAGCACGCUAGCUCGCUAACUUCCUGGUAAACUCCUAGUUUGUGCAGCUGGACCCGACGCUCUUUCUCCAGGAGCUGUUGAGUUUGCUCCUAAAUCAAGCUACGGUCACGUUUAUAGGAUAUUUCUGCUACUUACCUGAUUUUAAGCUGCAACUGUCCUGCCUCUAAGCACAAUGCCUUAUGGGAUUUUCCCCGGCAGCUCUGACAGCCCAUCAGCGGUAACAUUCCAGAAUUAGAGACCUUGGGAUAAAAGUAAAAUUUUCUACGAAAGGUUUGCUGGUCAAUCUGGAGCACAUACCAUUUUUAGAUAACAAACCUGCCAUUCUUAUUUUUUUUUAACUGUCAUUAAUUUUUACUAUCCCGCUGGGUGAAAGCUUAACAUGAGAUUCCGAAUCUACAAGAGGAAAGUGGUGAUCCUGACUCUGGUGGUCGUGAUCUGUGGAUUUGCCGUUUGGAGCAGUGGGAAACAGAAAAGAGGAAGUCCGGUUUUUCCGAAGGAAGUGGAGGCUGUUAAAAAGAGCAGCAUUAGCAGUUUGGGGCAGGUCACAGCAUCAGUAACCCGAAAACCAGUCAAUGACACGCUUCCAGAAAAACCAGUUAUACCCAAACCCAUGACAGAUAAUUCUACUCUGGUAUACAGGGGGAUUGUGUUCCAAAUCAACUUUGACCAGACGUUAAAGAAUGAAGAGAAGUUCAGGUCAAUACGCCAGAAAGAUGACCUAGUAGUAGUUGUUCAGGUUCAUAACCGUCCAGAGUACCUGAGGCUGCUUGUAGAAAGCUUGAGAAAAGCAAAAGGAAUUGAGAAUGUCCUACUUAUUUUCAGCCAUGAUUUCUGGUCUCCAGAGAUCAACAACAUCAUUUCAUCCAUUGACUUCUGCCUUGUCCUUCAGAUAUUCUUUCCCUUUAGCAUCCAACUGUAUCCUCAUGAGUUUCCAGGGAAUGACCCUAGAGACUGCCCCAGAGACAUUUCCAAGAAAGACGCCUUAAAACUCGGCUGCAUUAAUGCAGAGUACCCUGACUCUUUUGGCCAUUACCGUGAGGCCAAAUUUUCCCAAACCAAACACCACUGGUGGUGGAAAUUACAUUUUGUGUGGGACAGGGUCCGUGUGCUGAAGGAUCACAAAGGAUUGGUGCUUCUCAUCGAGGAGGACCACUACUUAGCUCCAGACUUCUACCAUCUUCUCAAGCUGAUGACCUCACUAAAGAAAGAGCAGUGUGCUGACUGUGACAUCAUUUCACUCGGGAGCUACGGGCACAUCGGCUAUGCCAGCAAAGCCAACCGUGUAGAGGUGAAGGUCUGGAAAUCCACCGAGCACAACAUGGGCAUGGCCAUGGACAGGAAUACGUACCAAAAACUCAUCAAGUGCACAGAAGCAUUCUGCACCUACGACGACUACAACUGGGACUGGUCCCUUCAGCACCUAACUGUGAACUGUCUGCCCACUUUCUGGAAGGUCAUGGUGAGUGAAGCUCCCCGUAUCUUCCAUGCUGGGGAUUGUGGCAUGCACCAUCAGAAGACCACUUGUAUGCCCAGUAAUCAGAAGAGAAAGAUAGAAAGCAUACUACAGAGCAGCACAAACCAGCUGUUCCCAAAAAAUCUGCUCAUCACAAAGAGACUGCCUGCAUCUGGGGCUGGUGGAGUAGCCCCUCAUGUCAAAAAUGGAGGCUGGGGUGAUAUCAGGGACCAUGAACUCUGCAAGAGCUAUCUUCGGUUACAGUGACCUUAUAUGAUUUUGUUUGUUUGUUUGUUUGUUUUUAUUUUUCUUUUGCAUCCUCUAAUGAAAGCCUUUACAAAUUCUUAAUGGACUAUUUCUUUAUAUUGCCUGUUUUGUUGAAAUAUUCCAAAUAAAAAGGUAUAUGGGA